AUGGGCGUCAAGGGAUUCGUUGAGGGCGGAAUCGCUUCCAUCAUCGCCGGCUGCUCGACCCACCCGCUGGAUCUAAUCAAGGUCCGAAUGCAGCUGCAGGGCGAGAGCUUGGCUGCUCCCAACCCUGUCCUCCGCCCAGCCUUCGCUUUCAACAACGGCGGUGCCAUUUCCGCCAUCCACGUGACGGCCGCUCCACGCCCGUCCGUGGGUCCCGUCGCCGUCGGGUUGAACAUCCUUCGCCAGGAAGGAGCUGCAGCGCUGUUCUCCGGCGUCUCCGCCACCGUCCUCCGGCAGACCCUCUACUCCACCACCCGAAUGGGCCUCUACGACGUGCUGAAGACCAAGUGGACCAACCCGGAGACGGGGAACAUGCCGCUGGUCAGGAAAAUCACGGCCGGGCUCAUCGCCGGCGGAAUCGGCGCCGCCGUCGGGAACCCCGCCGACGUGGCGAUGGUGAGGAUGCAGGCGGACGGGAGGCUCCCCGCCGCUGCGCGGCGGAACUACACGAGCGUGGUGGACGCGAUUGGGUCGAUGGCGAGGAAGGAAGGGGUGGGCAGCCUGUGGCGCGGGUCGUCGCUGACGGUGAACCGGGCGAUGAUCGUGACGGCGUCGCAGCUGGCGUCGUACGACCAGAUAAAGGAGUCGAUUCUAGAGAAGGGCGUGAUGGGGGACGGGCUGGGGACCCACGUGACGGCGAGCUUCGCGGCGGGGUUUGUGGCGUCGGUGGCGUCGAAUCCGGUGGAUGUGAUAAAGACGAGGGUUAUGAACAUGAGCGUGGAGGCGGGGAAGGCGGCGCCGUACAGCGGGGCAUUGGACUGCGCGAUUAAGACGGUGAGGGCGGAAGGACCUAUGGCUCUAUACAAGGGAUUCAUCCCUACGAUUUCGAGGCAGGGACCUUUCACUGUGGUGCUGUUUGUGACGCUUGAGCAGGUUAGGAAGCUGCUCAAGGAUUUCUAA
Molecule: messenger RNA, 957 nt
Organism: Linum tenue
Lineage: Eukaryota; Viridiplantae; Streptophyta; Magnoliopsida; Malpighiales; Linaceae
Source: the annotation of a GenBank genome assembly